UCUCAUCCCUGUGUUGGGGAGGGGGAAAGCGUGCCGUCGUCCGCUGUCUCAGUAGGAGUAUAAAAGUCGGUGAUCUGAUGAUACUCUUCCCUUUUUCCAGACACAGAGCCAACAAACACACAAGAAUUAAGAUCCAUCAUGGUUCACAAAGUAGCCGUGAUCGGGGCAGGACCCUGUGGUCUGACCAGCAUAAAGGCUUGUCUGGACGAGGGCAUGGAGCCAACCUGCUUUGAAAGCAGUGAUGACAUGGGUGGACUGUGGAAAUUCAAGGAAGUGUCGGAACCAAACAGAGCUAGUAUCUAUCGUUCCCUUACUAUCAAUGUGUGGAAGGAGAUGAUGUGCUACAGUGACUUCCCAAUCCCUGCAGACUACCCCAACUACAUGCACCACUCUAAAAUCCUGAAAUACUUCAGGAUGUAUGCAGACCACUUUAAAGUCCUGCAACACAUUCGUUUCCAGACCAAAGUAAAGAGUGUGAGACAGAGACCUGACUUUUCUCGCAGUGGUCAGUGGGAUGUGGUGACUGAGACUAGAGACGGGCAGGAGGAGAGACACAUCUUUGAUGCCAUUAUCUGCUGCACUGGCCACUUCAACUAUCCCAAUAUGCCACUCAAAGACUUCCCAGGAAUUGAGACAUUUGAAGGAAAAUACUUCCAUAGCUGGGACUACAAGGGGCCUGAAGACAUGCAUGGGAAAAGAAUUGUGGUGAUCGGCAUUGGCAACUCAGGGGGUGACAUUGCUGCAGAGGGCAGCAGAGUUGCAGAGCAGGUGUAUCUGAGCACUCGCAGUGGUGCUUGGGUCAUUCGUCAGGUUUCUGACAACGGUCUUCCAGUGGAUCGGUUCAACACGCGCUUUGUCCACAUCAUGUUCAGGCUGUUGCCAUUGAGUGUACUCAACUGGUUUGGUGAAAAGAAACUCAACUCACUGUAUGAUCACACCAUGUAUGGCCUCAAACCCAAACACAGGCUCUUCAGCCAGAUCCCAGUGAUCAAUGAUGAUCUGCCCUUCCGGAUUUUGUCUGGGUCGGUCAUCGUCAAACCAAACAUAAAAGAGAUCAGUGGUUCCACUGUGGUGUUUGAUGAUGGCACUACUGCAGAAAAUGUGGACUUGAUUGUGUUCGCCACAGGAUACAACUACGAUUUCCCCUACUUGCCAAAAAGUGCCAUGUACAAGUCUGGGCAUCGUGUUGGCCUGUACAAGCAUGUCUUCCCUCCAAACCUGGAACAGCCUACCUUAGCUAUUGUGGGUUUUAUACAUUCUGAUGGAGCCAUCAUGCCUCAGGCUGAAAUGCAGGCCCGUUUUGUCACUCGUGUCUUCAAAGGACUUAAGAAACUGCCCUCAAACCAGGCCAUGAUCAAAGCUGUUGAGAGGGACACCAAGAAGAUUGCAAAAAACUACGUUGUGUCAAAGUUGACACCCCUGCAGGUGGACUUUGUUGAGUACAUGGACGACUUAGCAAAGGACAUCGGAGUGCGGCCAAAUCUCUUGUGGCUCUUCCUCACAGACUACCCACUGUUUAAGAAGGUUAUGUGGGGGCCUGUCACAGCCUACCAGUACCGGCUGAUGGGACCAGGGAAGUGGGAGGGGGCCCGCAGGGCAAUCUUCACCCAGUAUGACCGCAUGUACCAGCCUCUAAAAACCAGACAGCUUGAUGCACAGCGGGGUUCGACCACUGUCUUCCUGCUCAAGCUUAGCUUGACAUUCAUGGCUGGAGGAGCUGGGAUCUACUACAUCCACCAAAACCCAACCACCGUUUCCACCUUCCUGUCCAAACUGCGUCCACAAUCAUUGUGAACGAAUGAGAAGCCCAGUGGCUCAUCUUGCACCUUCUUUGAUACUUAGUGUUUCAAAAUAAUUUGAUAAUAACAGUGAAGCUAUUAACAGAGAAAACCAGUCAAUAAUUCCCACUGUUGCAUAGCAUUAAUAGCUUUACAAUAACACAACACUGAUAACAAUGACACCAGCUUGACUUGGAUUUUGACAAGCUGUGUGAAAUACCACCUUAAAAAGAUUUUUUGCUGUCAUAUACUGACUCAUUUAAGUACUGUAACCAUUUUGAGGGUAACAUGCCAUUAGGAUCAUAUGAUGACCUUCCAUUUCUUUCAUAUAGUAAAAGGUUAUACACUGUUUAAGAUACUACAAUAGUUUAUCACGUUUUCUGCCAACAGUAUAUUACAUGAUUACAUAUUUUAAAAGCUGCACUGAAUAAUUUAUAAAUAUACAGUAUGUGCGCUGAGUUGUUGGUCAGUCUAUUAUUAAUUUCUACUUUAUAUUUAUAAUGUGUCUUGAUCUUGUUUCCAAUGUGACUCCAGGGUAAGGGGUUUAGCAGUAUCAGCCUAUCUAUUUACUUGUUCUCAUAUCAAAUGAGAUAAAAAUAAAAGAUGCA
Archocentrus centrarchus (flier cichlid) is the source of this 2386-nucleotide messenger RNA. RefSeq names its product dimethylaniline monooxygenase [N-oxide-forming] 5-like. The record is from RefSeq and is a predicted model, not a curated record. NCBI's taxonomy places the organism in Eukaryota, Metazoa, Chordata, Actinopteri, Cichliformes, Cichlidae. Bases 139 to 1794 code for a protein of 551 amino acids. The transcript is spliced from 11 exons. Gene Ontology annotation, molecular function: flavin adenine dinucleotide binding; N,N-dimethylaniline monooxygenase activity; NADP binding.